UCCUCCUCUGACAUCUAAGAUGAUUAUCAUUCUAUAACUAAGGGGGAUCAGACUCUCCCUUAAUUUCCUCUGAUCCAUCAAGUGCAACGGAAUGGAGAAGGUGGGCGAUUCUCACUCGUCUUCAGAUCCCGUUUCGCCAACUAGUAACGAGAUGAUGAAGGCUAAGUCUCCAGAAAUAUUGCGUUUGGAAAAGAUAAAAGGCGUCAUAGAAAAGCUUCAAACCUCGGGUGAAGAUAUCGACGUAGAGUAUCGCAAUGGGACGGUGAUAGUCGAAGGCCACUUUGAUCUUGAGAAGUUACAAAAUGAGGCCGGCGAUGCGAUCAAUUCAAUUAGAUACCCUUCAAGAAUACCUACGUCCGGCAGGGUACCUAUGAUGCCAGUUCCCGAAUUUCCUUAUCGUUAUAUUCAAAUUCUCUACAGUGAAAAUGAAAACCCAGAGAAAAAAGAUUACAAAGAGAAAAAAGAAAAAUCGAAGUGCUGUGUACUAUGAGCCUGAGAUGGGAGAUGCUGGAGGCUCCGGGUUCCAUGCUAGUUGCUGAUGGUUGUAGUUCUGGACCACGGUAAAAAAAACCAAAAAACAAUGGAGUCCAAUAAAAGUAAUCGGUAUUGUUGCUGGUAUGUUCGUGUAUCAAAAUCAGCAUUGCUUUUUUUUUUCUUAUGUAUUUGUAUGUUUGCGUGUCAAAGUCUCAAUUAUAAUAAUGGCGCGAGUUCAUUUGUGAUUGAGAUAAAAAGUAAUUGUUUUCUACAUUGUUUCUCUCAAAUAAAAAUGUUAUUUUUAGUCUAAUGGGCAAUACUUCAAUUCAAGAUUGCUCUAGUACAAAAGAAAAGGAUUGCUUUGUCAGGUAUUAGAAAGAUACUGAUGUAAUUAAAUUGGGUUAGAUGGCAAAUGAUGAUUUAACUUA
Zingiber officinale is the source of this 902-nucleotide messenger RNA. RefSeq lists its product as uncharacterized. Lineage: Eukaryota; Viridiplantae; Streptophyta; Magnoliopsida; Zingiberales; Zingiberaceae. Bases 92 to 490 code for a protein of 132 amino acids. The record is from RefSeq and is a predicted model, not a curated record. The transcript is spliced from 3 exons.